Molecule: messenger RNA, 2837 nt
Organism: Cornus florida
Lineage: Eukaryota; Viridiplantae; Streptophyta; Magnoliopsida; Cornales; Cornaceae
Product: vacuolar protein sorting-associated protein 35A-like
Exons: 22
Coding region: 194-2587 (797 amino acids)
Biological process (GO): intracellular protein transport; retrograde transport, endosome to Golgi
Cellular component (GO): retromer, cargo-selective complex; late endosome; retromer complex
Source: RefSeq, a predicted model, not a curated record
AAAAUUAAAAAACUCCAAGCCAGACACAAAAAGGCUUUGGACAACACGACCAGCCCGACCCAGAACAGAGAGACUGACAGGCGGUUGAGGGAGAAGAAAACUUUGGGGGCGACAAGUCAAACGCAACUAUCAUAAGAGAUUUUUAGAGAGAGAAAGUGAGAGUGCUGUAGAGAGAGAACAUUGAAGAGAGAAAAUGAUCUCUGACGGAGUCGACGGCGAAGAUAAAUAUCUGACGGCGGGCAUCGCCGGCCUUCAACAGAACGCCUUUUACAUGCAUCGCGCUCUGGAUUCGAACAAUCUCAAGGAUGCUCUCAAAUACUCUGCUCAGAUGCUCUCUGAGCUUCGUACUUCGAGGCUUUCCCCUCACAAAUACUACGAACUAUACAUGCGAGCCUUUGAUGAAUUGAGAAAGCUGGAGAUGUUCUUCAAGGAGGAGACUCGGCGUGGUUGUGCCAUCAUCGAUCUGUACGAGCUCGUGCAGCACGCCGGCAACAUAUUACCGAGACUGUAUCUCCUUUGUACAGUAGGAUCUGUGUACAUCAAAUCUAAGGAGGCUCCUGCCAAGGAUGUUCUUAAGGAUCUUGUGGAAAUGUGCCGUGGUAUACAACAUCCUGUACGUGGGCUCUUCCUAAGGAGUUAUCUUUCUCAAGUCAGUAGAGAUAAAUUACCUGAUAUUGGUUCUGAGUAUGAAGGGGAUGCGGACACUGUAGCGGAUGCUGUCGAGUUUGUGCUCCAAAACUUCACAGAAAUGAACAAACUUUGGGUGCGGAUGCAACAUCAGGGACCUGCUAGGGAAAAGGAGAAACGGGAAAAAGAAAGGAGCGAGCUUCGUGAUCUUGUUGGGAAGAACCUGCAUGUGCUCAGUCAGAUUGAAGGUGUCGACCUUGAUAUGUACAGGGAUACUGUGCUUCCCCGAGUCUUGGAACAGGUUGUCAAUUGUAAAGAUGAGCUUGCCCAAUAUUAUUUGAUGGAUUGCAUAAUUCAAGUUUUUCCUGAUGAGUACCACUUGCAAACUCUUGAGGUAUUGUUGGGUGCUUGCCCCCAGCUGCAGCCAGCCGUUGACAUCAAGACAAUUCUAUCUCGGUUAAUGGAAAGGCUCUCAAAUUAUGCUGCUUCAAGUACAGAAGUUUUACCUGAAUUCUUGCAAGUAGAAGCUUUUGCAAAACUGAACAGUGCCAUAGGGAAGGUGAUUGAAGCACAGGUUGAAAUGCCAACUGCUGGAGCUGUAACUUUAUAUUCAUCUCUUCUUACAUUUACCAUUCAUGUUCACCCAGAUCGGCUUGAUUACGUGGAUCAAAUAUUGGGAGCCUGUGUAAAGAAACUCUCUGGCAAAGGAAAGCUUGAUGACAGCCAAGCAACAAAACAGAUUGUUGCACUUCUAAGUGGUCCAUUGGAGAAAUAUAAUGAUAUUGAGACUGCCUUGAAGCUUUCUAAUUAUCCCCGUGUCAUGGAAUUCCUGGAUGAUGAAACAAAUAAAGUCAUGGCUGGCGUUAUAGUUCGAAGUAUCAUGAAAAGCAAGACUUGUAUUUCUACUGCUGACAAGGUUGAGGCAUUGUUUGAACUAAUCAAAGGUCUUAUCAAAGAUUUGGAUGGGAAUCUUCACGACGAGCUUGAUGAGGAGGAUUUCAAUGAAGAGCAGAAUUCUGUUGCGCGCCUUAUUCAGAUGCUAUAUAAUAAUAAUCCUGAAGAGAUGCUAAAGAUCAUAUGUACUGUGAGGAAGCAUAUUCUGAAUGGAGGACCGAAACGGCUUCCCUUUACUAUUCCUCCACUUAUUUUUAAAGCACUUAAGUUGGUUAGGCAAUUGCAAGGCGAGGUCCGCGAGGAUGAGAAUGUUUUUGCAGAUGAGGCGGCAUCAGCUACACCAAAGAAAAUUUUUCAGCUUUUGAAUCAGACAAUUGAGGUUUUGUCAAUGGUUCCAGUACCUGAACUGGCACUGCGGUUAUACUUGCAAUGCGCUGAGGCUGCGAAUGAAUGUGAUUUAGAGCCUGUUGCCUACGAAUUUUUCACCCAAGCAUAUAUACUAUAUGAAGAAGAAAUUCCGGACUCCAGAGCACAGGUGACUGCAAUGCACCUGAUUAUAGGGACUCUUCAGAGGAUGCAUGUAUUUGGUGUUGAGAAUAGGGAUACCUUAACACACAAGGCCACAGGGUACUCUGCUAAGCUUUUGAAGAAGCCUGAUCAGUGUAGAGCUGUUUAUGCAUGUUCACACCUCUUCUGGGUUGAUGAUCAGGAUAGCAUCAAGGAUGGAGAGAGGGUCUUGCUUUGUUUAAAGCGCGCAUUAAGAAUUGCAAAUGCUGCUCAACAAAUGUCCAAUGCAGCACGGGGCAGCAGCGGAUCAGUCAUACUCUUUGUUGAAAUAUUGAACAAGUAUCUCUAUUUCUAUGAGAAGGGGAACCCGCAGAUCACCGUUAGUGCAAUCCAGGACCUGAUUGAAUUAAUCACGACUGAGAUGCAAAGUGAGAAUAUGACACCAGAUCCAGAUGCAGAUGCUUUCUUGGCUAGUACACUGCGGUACAUGCAGUUCCAGAAGCAGAAAGGUGGUGCGGUAGGUGAGAAAUACGAGGCCAUUAAGUCAUCAGGUGGAUGAGUCGUUUCUGAAGAAGCGAAUUCAUUACGUGACAGCAGCGGAUAACUUUUGUGAAAAUGGAGAUUUGUAAAUGACCUUUUGGUUUCGGACUUCUUACGCACCAACAGAACGAGGUGGCUGCUAUGUUUCUGGUGGAAGAGAGGCAUAUGUGCUUUAGUUCAAUGCAAUAUUGACGUUAGGAUAGUGUUACAUCUGUGAAUGUUUCUUUUACACAUGCUUACAGGUUCCAUAGUCAGUUCUGCUUUUAAAA